Messenger RNA from Papaver somniferum (opium poppy), 495 nucleotides. Its product is annotated as receptor-like protein 32. The transcript has a single exon. The coding region runs from base 1 to 495 and encodes 164 amino acids. The record is from RefSeq and is a predicted model, not a curated record. Lineage: Eukaryota; Viridiplantae; Streptophyta; Magnoliopsida; Ranunculales; Papaveraceae. Gene Ontology annotation, molecular function: protein binding.
AUGUCGCAGUUGCGUGUUCUAGUGUUGCGGUCCAACAAAUUCUAUGGUCCCUGGGCAAAAACCAACUUCACAAUGUUACGCAUUAUUGAUAUAUCCUCAAAUAAUUUUUCAGGCACUCUAUCCAAAGAAUACUUCUCAAGUUGGAAGGCCGUGAUGGUAAACCAAGAAGAAGUAGAAUGGAUCUACCAUGAUCAGACAUUAGGAUAUAAGGAUUUCGAAGACAACUAUCACCCCGACACAGUGACAGUUACAAGCAAAGGACUGGAUAUGGAUCUGAUGAAGAUUCUUACGGUUUUUACGAGCAUUGACUUGUCGAAUAAUUCAUUUGAAGGAAAGAUACCAGAAGUCAUUGGGAAUCUUAGGUUACUUCAUGUUCUCAAUUUCUCAGGAAAUGCUUUUACAGGUCCAAUUCCGUCAACUAUUGGGAAUAUCACGCAGCUUGAGUCAUUAGACUUCUGUCAGAACAAGCUAACCGGAGAAAUCCCAUCAAAUUAG